AUGCAAGUUUUUAGAUCCCAAGAUGUGGUUGAUUAUGAUCCACGUGCUGACAAUGCAACACAUGUGCACUAUACUGAUGGGAUAAAAAUAUUUAAAGUUGAGACUAUGGCUGAAAAGGUUAUGGAAAUAAAUAGCUUGAUGGAUCAUGUGUUGCUGGUUGGGCUGAACCAAUCACUUUGUCUCAGUGCUGAAGAAUAUCCACAGUUGAAGGCAAACACCGUCUAUGUUGCUGACGACCACGAGUAUCUAAACUAUUACAAGAAUAACCGCCGUGACAUUGCAGCUUUUGACUUAACAUAUAACAGUAGUGAGGAACUUGUCUCCCCUCAGCUUUGGUCCAACUGGCCUACUCCCAUAUGGAUAACCCCCAGUCUUACAAAAUGGCAUCCAACAUUGGACAGACAAUGA
Messenger RNA from Triticum turgidum subsp. durum (durum wheat), 408 nucleotides. The record is from the annotation of a GenBank genome assembly. NCBI's taxonomy places the organism in Eukaryota, Viridiplantae, Streptophyta, Magnoliopsida, Poales, Poaceae.